Molecule: messenger RNA, 1230 nt
Organism: Auanema sp. JU1783
Lineage: Eukaryota; Metazoa; Nematoda; Chromadorea; Rhabditida; Rhabditidae
Source: the annotation of a GenBank genome assembly
AUGAGUGAACGGAAACCCAAAACGAAAGUAGCUUCUUCAGCUCCUCGUUCCAGUCAACCAAAGCGUUCGACAAAAUCAACCUUCUUCACAUGUUCCACUUUGAUUGGAGUUGUCCUAUCCGUGGUUGCUGCUCUAUUAUUGACACAUUUGUUCGUCAAAAGUCCCAUUGAUGCUGUCUCAUUCACAAUGCCUGAUCCUCCGGAUUUAAUCGAUGACGUUCGGCUAGCUCAAUCGGAAAUUCAUUUAAAUGAUCAAAUCUACGGACCAGAGUCUAUAGCAGUUCAUCCAACCACAGGCAAAAUUUACACUGGUUUGAAAACAGGAUUGAUAUGUGAAAUUGAGAUGGUUAAGAACAAGGCUAAAAUAGUCAGAGGUUUGAAGCUAACUUCUCUGGAUGGUUGUGAUGGAGGCUAUCAUAAUAUGGAGAAAUGUGGACGACCUUUAGGAAUGAGGUUCAAUAAAGAUGACGAACUGAUCGUAGUAGAUGCUUACUUGGGAGUUUUCGCGAUAGACUGGACAAAAGAAAAGGUACAUAAAAUUCUUUCCGGAGGUGCCCAGCUUGAGGAAGUAGAUCAACCACCUGUUAGAUAUUUGAACGACCUCGAUUUUCUCCCUGAUGGUAGAAUCGUUCUAACUGAGUCGAGCACUAAGUUCGAUGAUAAAGAUUUCUUAUGGGAUUUGUUUGAACACAGACCGAACGGCCGUGUACUCCUACUUAACCCCAAGAACGGAGCCAUCAGCCUUCUAGCUGACAAUCUCUACUUCCCUAACGGUGUUCAAGUUUGGAGAGGAAAAGUAAUUGUUGCCGAGAUGGGAAUGGCUAGAAUCGUAAAAAUUUCACCAUCAUCUGGGGACGUCACCGUUCUCAUCGACAACCUGGCCGGUUAUCCUGAUAGUGUUCGUAAAUCUGCCGAUGGAAAACUAUGGAUACCCUUGGCUGCACCCCGAACAUCUCAAGAUAAUUGGUUAAAUGAGAGAGCCAGACUGAGAGAAAUAAUGACUAAGGUCUUGUCCCCUCAAGCGUUACAGUUAGUUGUUGAUCAGUUCACUCCUGCCAUUGCUGUUGUCCACAAGUUUGAUCCCGAAAAUGGAAAAAUUUUGGAUACAUUAAUGGACAAAUCUCAAAAAAUAGUAUCGAUUUCUUCAGUUGUUGAAGAUCUUGACGGCAAUUUGCUAUUUGGUAGUGAUGCCAAUUACUAUCUUGGCCGGCUUGUCAAAUCAAAUUUUUAA